AUGCCACAAGAGUCGAGAAUCAAAUCCGUCGCCAUUGUAGGCGGCGGCGCGGCUGGUGCGGUAACGGCCGCGGCUCUCAAAGCCGAAAACUACUUUGACAAAAUUACCGUUUUCGAGCGGAGGGAGAAAGCUGGCGGGACCUGGAUCUAUGAUGCAGACCCUCAGCCUCCGUUGGCUGUCCAUCCUGGCGCUCUUCCAGUCGAGAUUGACCCGCCCCUGGAGGUUCCCAGCCAGCUCCCAGCUGUUUUGUCUCCAUCAAAGCAGGAACGAUAUUCAAAAACACCAGUCUAUGAUUCGUUAACUACCAAUGUGCCCGAUAUUGCCAUGAGCUUCUCUGAUGCCAAAUUUGCCUACGGACCAUUUGCACCCCACUAUGUCCCCCGUCAAUAUAUUGAAAAUUACUUUGCGACCCAUGGCAUUGACAGGAACCUGGUACUAAACACGACAGUCGAGGACGUGUCGAAACUCAGUUCUUCCAACUCGGACCACGCUCAAGAUAAGUGGAAGUUGACGCUGCGAAAAUAUGACACGGCUAGACACGUUGAUAUCUGGUGGGAGGAGACAUUCGAUGCUGUCAUCUUGGCCAAUGGACACUAUUCUGUCCCUUAUGUUCCGCAAGUCAAUGGAUUGGAACAAUUCAUGGACAAGUUUCCCGGGCGGGUAGUGCAUUCCAAGUACUAUCGAUCUCCAACAGUCUUUACCGAUCAAAAGGUUUUGGUUAUUGGCAAUUCGGCAUCCGGUCAUGACAUAACCUUUGAGCUCCUCAAAAGCGCCCAACUCCCAGUGUAUCAGUCAAGGCGAUCCAAGUCUAGAUGGGACGGCAAAGAGCCUCCACCGGGCAUUGCCUGGAAACCAAUCAUCACGGAAUAUCGGCAGGACGGUCGCAUUAUAUUCCAGGACGGUACACACCUGGAAGAUCUUGAUAGGAUCAUCUACUGCACUGGGUACAAGCCAUCAUUUCCCUUUUGGAACAGCAAAGCCAACGGCCGCCCGUUGUGGGAUUAUCAAGCGGAAAAAUUGAUAAACACCUACUGGCACACCUUUUUCCAAGACUUCAAGACACUUGCCAUUGUUGGUGUACCGCGAGUACUGAGCUUUCGAAGUUGGGAAUACCAAGCCAUUGCUUUAGCCAGGCUUUUCUCAGACCGAAAUGCUGCGCAAUUACCUUCUAUCGAGGAGCAGAAGAAAUGGGAGCUUGAUAGAGAAAAUGAGACCACGAGGGAACGGAGACCAUUUCAUGGCAUAAAUUGGGAUCAGGGAGAGACGCAAGAGUGGCUGAAUGGGCUAUUUCAGAUCGCCGGGCUUGGGACGCUCGAGGGAGAUGGAAGAAUCCCACCAGUGCUGAGCAAAGAGCUCAUAUGGGCCUUGGAACACAUCAAGAAGUAUCCGGAGCCGGAGCCGGAGCUAGAAGCAGAAGCAGAAGCGGGCGACGACGUCGAUUUGCCCCAGCAAGUACGACAUGAAGACAGCUCAGGCUGGGUUUUUGUUCCAGAGACUUGCAAAGAUACGCUUGCGUUUAUAUAA
Messenger RNA from Pestalotiopsis fici W106-1, 1524 nucleotides. RefSeq lists its product as uncharacterized. NCBI's taxonomy places the organism in Eukaryota, Fungi, Ascomycota, Sordariomycetes, Amphisphaeriales, Sporocadaceae. The coding region runs from base 1 to 1524 and encodes 507 amino acids. The record is from RefSeq and is a predicted model, not a curated record. Gene Ontology annotation, molecular function: flavin adenine dinucleotide binding; NADP binding; N,N-dimethylaniline monooxygenase activity. The transcript has 5 exons.